AUGGCCGAGAAGGAGGCGGCUGAGGAGAAGCCGAAGCCUGACGGUAAGCCUAAGGAUGGUGAGGCUGCACCUGCACCUGCAAAAGUUAUAGUUCCUAGCGAAUCGUUAGGCUCGAAGGACCACGGCACGGGCGAAUGCAAGCCCUGUGCGUGGUACUGGAAGCCUCAAGGCUGCCGCAACGGCAAGGACUGUGCUCACUGUCAUAUGUGUGACAAGGAUGAGCUCAAGAAUAGGAAAAAGAGGAAGACUGCGCAAAAGAAGCCUGCUCCAGCGAAGAAGGAUGCAGAUCGGCGCUCUAGAUCUGCGGAACGCCGCCGACCAGAUGCGCCUUAUGAGCCACAGAAUGGCCACGACAGCUACCGGGCAUACUAUGAGCGUGCUUACGGUACACCACCCCCAAAUCCGUACUACUACCCGCCUCCUCCCCACGGCUACCCUGCACCAGUCCCACCCUAUGGCUAUCCCCCGCAGUCACCUUACGCCUACUACGCCCCCCCACCGGCUUAUGGCUAUCCACCGCCAGGGCCAUACGGCUAUCCUCCACCGGCCUAUGGCGCAGCCUAUACCCAUCCACCAGCACCCUCACCAGGCGGCGCCUAUGAACCCCCGCCAGGAGGCGCUCCUGGCGCCCGAGACCGGUCGUAUAGUCGCGGACGUGACUACAACCGCAGGCCAAGCCGCGGGCGCAGCGACAGUGGUGACUACAGCCGCAGCCCAACUCCAAGUCCCAAAAGAAGACGGCAUUGA
Symbiodinium sp. CCMP2592 is the source of this 747-nucleotide messenger RNA. The record is from the annotation of a GenBank genome assembly. Lineage: Eukaryota; Dinophyceae; Suessiales; Symbiodiniaceae.